This is a messenger RNA of Lepisosteus oculatus (spotted gar), 2028 nucleotides long. It is a transcript of the gene aspscr1, whose product is annotated as ASPSCR1 tether for SLC2A4, UBX domain containing. Gene Ontology annotation, cellular component: vesicle membrane; nucleus; cytoplasm. NCBI's taxonomy places the organism in Eukaryota, Metazoa, Chordata, Actinopteri, Semionotiformes, Lepisosteidae. The record is from RefSeq and is a predicted model, not a curated record. Gene Ontology annotation, molecular function: protein binding. Gene Ontology annotation, biological process: intracellular protein transport; glucose homeostasis.
GGAGACGUCAUACAAUCAUGGCUGCCAACAGCACAGCUGUGAUAGUUCUUGCUCCGAAUGGUAGGAGGCAGACGAUUAAAGUCUUACACAGUACCCCGCUUCUACAGGUUUUGGAAGAUGUGUGCAAGAAACAAGGCUUCAAUCCAGAUGAAUAUGAUCUUAAGUUUCAGAGAACAGUUCUGGAUUUGUCACUGCAGUGGAGAUUUGCCAGCCUUCCCAACAACGCUAAGCUGGAGAUGGUGCCAAGUACCCGGCAAAGAGCUGGAGUGGAAAGCACAGUUCGCAUUGCUUUGCAGUUAGAAGAUGGUUCAAGACUGCAGGACUCCUUCUGCUGUGGACAGUCGCUGUGGGAGCUCAUAAAUCAUUUCCCACACACUAGGGUGCCUGAGCCACAGCUGUCGGGAUCCACUCCAGUUUGUGUUUAUAUGAGAGAUGAGGUCGCUGGAGAGGAAGCGCUGAAGAAAACGACCCUGAAAUCCCUUGGUCUCACGGGUGGCAGUGCCAUCGUCAGAUAUGUGCUGAAGAAAUCAAAGUCCCCUGGACAGGGUGAGCCUUUGGAAACGGGCAGUGUAUCUGCCGUGAAGAAGGAAGAAAGGCCAGAGACAGCAGAUCAGUCUCCCCCACCUGACCCAACGCCCAGGCCGGUGGUGUCGCCUGCGCUUGAGAAGACCGCGCCAGAGCCCUCUGCAAAGAAGCCAGUUGCUAUUCCCUCUCCAUUGCGCGGUGAUGCCACAGAGGCCAGCGGAGAUGUAGCAAUCCUGGGCGAUCCGAAACCAAAAGGCGCAGAGAAUGCACCAGUAAAAGACCGUGUCAUUGAAACUCAAGAAUCUGAGCUGAAACCGUCUUCGGAAACCCCCGGUCCCUCAACUGAGUUGCCUUCCAGGAUGAAGCCAGCCUCGGCCCACGCUCCAAAUCCAAGCACCUUUGUGCCAUUUUCCGGAGGGGGGCAACGGCUCGGAGGGCCAGGUGCUGGGGGUCCCGCUGGGGGGAGCGGACAGCCAAACUCAAGCUCUCUGACCUCCCUCUCCAGCCCUGGAGGGCCCCCCAAGGCCAAGAAACCCAAGCCCAGCAGUGAGUCGAAGGGCCCAGUGUGUGCUAAACACGGUGAAUGGGACAUUGAACAGGGAGAAGAAUUUUUAGAGCCUGUGGACAGGGAUCCAUUGGUCUUUCACAUGGAUGCUGGGGAACGCGGGCACAGCAACAGCGUAGACCUGCCCGAUGAGUUCUUCGAGGUGACCGUCGACGACAUCAGGAAGCGGUUUGCGCAGCUGAAGAGCGAACGGAAGCUGUUUGAAGAAGUUCCACUCAUGACAAGGGCUCUGCGGGAGUCUCAGAUGAAGGAGAAGAUGGAGAAAUACCCCAAGGUGGUUGUGAGAGUCCAGUUUCCAGACAGGCAUGUUCUACAGGGUUUCUUUCGGCCCCUGGAGACAAUCGGUGCUUUGAGAGAGUUUGUGAAGAAGCACUUGGAGGAUCCACAGCUCCGCUUCUACUUGUUUAUUACUCCUCCAAAAACCAAUUUGGAUGACCCUGCCACCACACUUUUUCAGGCGAACUUGUUUCCAGCAGCCCUGGUGUAUUUCGGCUCUGAUGUCAAGGCAGAUUAUUAUUUACAGAAGCAGCUGCUGGAUUCCAAAGUUCCUCCUCGGCAGGCGGACGAUGCUGUAGCUGGCUGCAUGCCCAGGUCGCCGACCCCAUCAUCCACUUCAGCAGAUUCGGAAGAGUUUUUUCCGCCCCCCUUGGAUUCAAACGCGCCGGCCAAUCGGCAGAGCACAGCGGCAGACCAGCCCCAGCCACAGACUAACAGCCAAGCGCCAAAACCAGUUAAGACUGAUCCCAGCAAAGUGCCCAAGUGGCUCAAGCUCCCAGGAAAGAAAUGAAAAUGCACUUCCUGAGAAGGGGUUCCAGAACUUAAUUUAAACAAUGAAAUUUUGGAUCAUGCUAAAGUUCACCAAGAGUAGCUUUAGAAAUUGAGGAUUUCAAAUUGACUUGAUGUUUUACAUUAAAAGAUGUAAUUUGCUGCAAUCAUGA